AUGCGCAUGGAGCCGGGGGACGAGCCCUGCGGCAUGGCCCCGGACCGGGGUUUGGUAUCAGCAACACAGAGACCGCGGCAGGAGCCCGGGACAGGGACCCAGGAGGGGCCUCCUGGCCUCGGUGCUGUUCGAGCCCGCCGCUUCCUGCUCUGCCUUUACCUGGUAGGCUUCCUGGAUUUGUUUGGUGUGAGCAUGGUCGUCCCUUUACUGAGCGUUCAUGUCAAGUCUCUUGGAGCAAGUCCAACGGUUGCUGGGAUAGUAGGCUCCUCCUAUGGCAUUUUGCAACUCUUUUCCAGCACAUUAGUGGGCUGCUGGAGCGACAUCGUCGGAAGACGGUCUUCCCUACUGGUGUGCAUCCUGUUCAGCGCCCUGGGUUACCUUCUGCUCGGAGCAUCUACCAACGUGUUCCUGUUCACCCUGGCUAGAGUCCCUGCGGGUAUCUUUAAGCACACACUCUCCAUCUCAAGGGCCCUGCUAGCUGACCUGGUCACAGAGGAGGAACGGCCGGUGGUGCUGGGACAGUUCAACACGGCGUCCAGCAUGGGCUUCAUCUUGGGCCCAGUGGUCGGCGGGUAUCUGGCUGAGCUGGAUGGUGGGUUUUAUCUCACGGCCUUCGUCUGCUCUUCUGUCUUCGUUCUCAACGCUGGUCUCGUUUGGCUGUUUCCAUGGAGUGAAGUAAAACUCAGUGGUCCAGAGGAUGACUUGCCAUGGGGUAUGAACCAGGCGCUUUGGGAAAAGACAGACUCUGCCGUGCAGAGGGCGGCCAGUGCCCAGGCGACCCCAGCCAGCCCCCAGGGGACCCCAGUGAGCAAGGGGCCGGCCAGACUGCCCUGGGCGGAGGUGCUGGCCACCCUGUGGGGCCUGAGGAGCCUGGUGCUCUCUGCCCUGUGGGUCGUGUUCGUGGUGCGCCUGCUGAUGGCUGUGGCUGUCAUGCUCUACUACAGUAACUUCGUCCUGGCCCUGGAGGAGCGCUUCGGCAUGGGGCCCAGGGCAGCUGGCUAUCUCACCAGCUGCAGCAGCGCCCUGGGCGUCCUGGCCGGCUUCGCCCUGGGGCCCCUCCUGCGGCUGUAUGGCCACCAGUCUUACUGGCUCCUGCUGCACUCCAGCGUGCUCACGUCUACGCUGCUGCUGCUCUUCGCCUCGGCACGCAGCCUGGACGUCGCGGUCGUCUGCUCUGUGCUCCUGUCCUUCUCCACCGCCAUUGGCAGGACCUGCAUCACUGACCUCCAGCUGACCGUGGGCGGGGUGCGGGCUGGCGGCAGCCUCCUGGGCAUGGGGCAGUCGGUGACAGCCGUGGGCCGGGUCCUUGCCCCCAUCCUCUCGGGGGUGGCCCAGGAGGUAAGCCCCUGCGGCCCUCCCGGCCUGGGGGCGGCCUUAGGCUUUAUGGCUGUUGUCAUCAUGUCACGAAACAGACCUCACUCUGGUGGCCAAGGGGGUGAGGAAUUAAAAAGCGAGUAGGUGGAUUUAGCAGCAGGAAGAGACAAAACCAGAGGUGUGUGGGUGUGGACAGAGGCCCCAGGAUGGGUGCUAUGGAAAGGACCGAUGGUAAAGAGAAGUGACUUCUCUCCAAAAAGAAGCUCUGGUGGUGGCUGUCCCAUCAGGCUUGUGGGACGGGUAGAAUCAAAGCAGUACAUAGACACAUGAAGACGGGAGCUGAAUUUGGCAGGAGGGGAAGGUAGUCAGCAUUCCCCUAAGAGUCUGCUCUUCAUCUGGCCAGUGAGCCUGGGGUUUUCAAGGGGAAAUGGUGGUGGGCUCACAGAGCAGGACACGUGCCAGGAGGGGAGAGACUGCAGGAAUGUCCCUGCUGAACAGAAAUAAGGAAACAUGAAUGAAAUGCUGGUCAGCUGGAUGCAAUAUCAGGUGAAAUUCGAUGAGCUCCAAGGAGGCUUUUCUGCCACCAAAAUGCCAGAGAUCAAAGAAGCUGCUGUGCUGAAACCAGUCUGUCCCUUCUUCAGGGCCUCACAGCAUUCCACCCGGGGAGCUGGCUCAAAACCAGAGAUGCCCAUCUGAGCCCGUGGACCCAGGUGAGGCCCUGGAAUCUGGGGUGUUUAGUGAGUCCUGUUUCCAGUUUCUCCUGGAGGUAGAGAAAGGCUCAUUCUGAGACCUGCUGGUUUGGAUUAAAGUAAAGUCAGAGACUUGGUUGUUAUUAAUAGCUAACGCGUUUGGGUUGUCUGUUAAAAUCAUGCGAUCACACAUUGUGGGUUCCGCUUCCCCCGGCUCUCAGCAUCACACUGUAUACCAGGGGAACUCAGUCCUAGGGGCCCUUCCCCUGUGCCCAGGGUCCCUGAGGCCCCCACCCUGCAGAGGCCCAAGCCUGCCUGCAGCCACAUCUCCCAGAGACCAGGCAUGAUGACCUGUCUGCUCCUGGAAGAGGGGAAAGAACCUGGUGGAGAAACCAAAUCAAAUGCUUUUCAGAUGAACGUCGUCUUCAGGAUAAGAGAGAGACUGGCAUCAGGCCCUGUCAUAGGUGCUACAGCGUCUUUGUUGAAAAUCAUUUCCUCACUUUGAUGUUGACAUCACACCUAAGAACAGAAGCGCUGUGUUGACCUACAGGGAAACGUUCUGGGUGCCUCCAGGGGCCUCGGAAGCAGGGUGAGCACAGAUGGCCCGGGAGGCUGCAGGCACUCACUGACUCUCCAAGGGACAUCAGUUACUGGUACAAACGGUUUAGGGGCCCCCUGUCCACACAGAUCCCCAGAGCUCACGUUCCUUUCGGUCCUUUUAAUCAGUCUGCUAGGGUUGGAUUCCAGUCUUCCACCUGAUGUAUGUAAUUAUAAAUGAUGCUUUAAUACACGAAUCUGUUAUGACUUUAAUACUUGCAGAGCGGAAAACAAUUGUUCUGCUGCUGCAGACGUGUGUUGGGUAAACUCAAAUAUUUAUGGUGAAGAAUUAACUGCAGGUUUGAAGAUUGUCCUUGUUCCUGUUUAGCUACAAGAAAAAUGUUAGCUUCUAAUUCAGUGUGACUUUUGUACAAGUUCUUUUGAGGAAACCAAAAUAUGAUAUAAAAUGGCCUUGGUCUGAGUGAGUGUACCAAGUUGUCACAGAGAUUAGACUCAAAAGAACACUGUAUAAUCAAGGGUUUAUGCAAUGAAGGAGAAUUUCUAAAGAAUUUCUCCAAAGACUGUCUUUUCUUCACUCUCAGAAAUAGGUUUCUGAGAAGCUCUUAAAUCUAGCCAUGUGUUUAUUUUUUUUAAACUGUAGCACUUUAGUUUUGAAGUUAAAGCCUGUACACUUAAUGAGGUUUUAUAACGAACUAGAGACAGAAAUACUGAGAACCCUAAAAAUUGAUCUCAGUGUGGAGAGCAGAAACACACUUGGUAUUCUCUACUACUACAAAUUUUAGUGUUUGGUUCGCGUGAAUUCUUCAGAUAUUUAUAUUAGAUAGUCUAACAUGCUGCUACUCGAAGUGUGGCCCGGGGACCAGCCACAUCCCGUCCCUGGAGCUCCUCGGACAUGCAGACACUGGCCCACCCCACAGCUGCGGAAGUCAUGUGCACAAGACACCCAGCUGCUUUGUUUGCACAGUGAAGUGUGAAAACGACCACCAGUCUGAUGGACACUGUUUAUAAU
Budorcas taxicolor (takin) is the source of this 3570-nucleotide messenger RNA. It is a transcript of the gene SLC67A2, whose product is annotated as major facilitator superfamily domain containing 9. The coding region runs from base 1 to 1458 and encodes 485 amino acids. The transcript is spliced from 6 exons. NCBI's taxonomy places the organism in Eukaryota, Metazoa, Chordata, Mammalia, Artiodactyla, Bovidae. The record is from RefSeq and is a predicted model, not a curated record. Gene Ontology annotation, molecular function: transmembrane transporter activity. Gene Ontology annotation, biological process: transmembrane transport.